Molecule: messenger RNA, 1802 nt
Organism: Carica papaya (papaya)
Lineage: Eukaryota; Viridiplantae; Streptophyta; Magnoliopsida; Brassicales; Caricaceae
Gene: GGPS1
Product: geranylgeranyl pyrophosphate synthase 1
Biological process (GO): isoprenoid biosynthetic process
Molecular function (GO): geranylgeranyl diphosphate synthase activity
Source: RefSeq, a predicted model, not a curated record
AUACUCUUUGUCCACGAAGCACAUCCAAUCCAAAAUCCUAUCGUUGUCCUCUGGUGGUUGGUAUCAGAUUACUAAAACCUCAAUCUCCGUUUCUCUCUUACCUCUUUUACUCAUCACUCCCUCAUUCUCAUACUCCCCGACUCCCAUUCAUACUAGUGCCUGAUCGAAAUCCAAGAAAUGGAGUUGAGUCCGAAUGCCACCCCCGUGACUCAAUGUUGUUAUUUAGGUAAGUCAUCAAUGGCGUUUUUUGGCUGUUUCCUGUAAUAUCUUUCUUUUCUUUUUUCUAUUUAAGCACCAAUAUUGAAGAUAAAACGUGGCCUGUCCCACUUUCCACUGCAAUUCGGUGGGUCGAGCUUGAGCCAGCGAUAUCUGGUUUUCGAAUCUUGAGAAGUCUUUUGAUCUUCAAAAAGCAAAGGAGAAGGAUGACUUCGAUUAAUCUGAGCUUGUGGGUUCAGAACCGUUCCAUGUUUAGCCGAGGAGGUAGAUCCAAAGCGAUUCCCAGAUCCCCAUUUCUCAAUCCUCUCAGAAACCUCCCCAUCUCCGUCGUAUCUCCGUACCCAAAACGCCGUUUCUCCGCCAUCUCCUCAGUUCUUGCCAGAGAAGACACUCAGCAAGAAAAUCGGAAGCCUGCUUUUGAUUUCAAGUCCUAUAUGGUGCAGAAAGCCAACUCGGUGAACCAGGCCCUAGACGCCGCCGUUUCGCUCCGGGAACCGAAGAAGAUCCACGAAGCUAUGCGCUACUCCCUGCUCGCGGGUGGCAAGCGUGUGCGCCCAGCUCUCUGUAUCGCCGCCUGCGAACUCGUGGGUGGCAACGAGUCGAUAGCUAUGCCCGCCGCUUGCGCUGUGGAGAUGAUCCACACCAUGUCCCUCAUCCACGACGAUCUCCCUUGCAUGGAUAACGACGAUCUCCGCCGUGGAAAACCCACCAACCACAAGGUCUUCGGCGAGGACGUCGCCGUUUUGGCCGGCGACGCACUCCUCUCCUUCUCCUUCGAGCACCUCGCCGUCGCCACCGUCGGUGUCGAUCCUUCGAGAAUCGUUCGCGCUAUCAAGGAGUUAGCGAAAUCAAUUGGGACUGAAGGUUUAGUUGCCGGUCAAGUCGUCGAUAUAUGCAGCGAAGGAAUGACUGAUGUGGGGUUGGAGCACCUCGAGUUCAUUCACGUCCACAAAACCGCCGCUCUGCUCGAAGCCGCUGUGGUUCUCGGAGCGACUGGCGGCGGGACCGACGAGGAAAUUGAGAAGCUAAGGAAAUUCGCCAGGUACAUUGGAUUAUUGUUUCAGGUGGUGGACGACAUCCUGGACGUGACGAAAUCGUCGCAGGAACUGGGGAAAACGGCCGGGAAAGACUUGGUGGCGGAGAAGGUCACGUAUCCUAAACUAAUGGGUAUUGAGAAAUCAAGGGAAUUGGCAGAGAAAUUGAACAAGGAUGCGCAGGAACAGCUUCGUGAUUUUGAUGAAGAGAAAGCUGCUCCUUUGAUUGCUCUGGCGAAUUACAUUGCUUACAGGCAAAAUUGAGGACUUAGUGUUAGAAAGGAUAGAUACUGUAAAAGUCUGAGAUAGAGAAAGCAGGUGAUGAGCUACUUUACAUUCUUCAAAAGGGACGAUCAAACACAGUUUUUAUUUUGUCUUUGGUGUAAUCGUAUUUAUGUAAUCAUGUAAUUAGUUGUGGCAGUUGUUGACCAUUUCAGUGGGGGUCACUUCAUUGUGAACAGAGUAUUAGUACAUGGAUAUUCUGUAACUUCAUUUGGGAAAUUGUAUGGUGAUGAAGAUGAAUAAAUGUCCCUUUCCUGGUUCAGAUGUUUA